CACUGAAAAGUGUGGACCCAAUGUAACUCUGUCAGUGUUGAUUUAACACUGGAUAAUUUGCGGUGUAGCAUGAGGACAACAAAGUAGCCUUUAAGACAGAUACUUUGCGUGGUGGAAUAGCAAAUAAAACGGACUGCAACCAGUCGAAUGUUGAUGAUUAAAGCUUCAGAGCAAAGUUCAGUGAACCAACUACACACGAGACAAAGCGUCCAAAGGACAGUCGAACCGGAGGCAGUCUCGUUUUUCGCUGGUUUGCAUAACUUUCUGAUGGCACCGGGUGACCCGUAACGGCAAAAUGUGGUCUUCUUGUGAUAUCCUCGGCCGUGUCAGGCACUCGCCGUUCAUUGGGUUAUAUUUGUUGGGAUUUUGGAUAGCACCUGUGUCCUUACACCCACAAUGCUUGGAUUUCAAGCCCCCCUUCAAGCCUCAAGAGGACCUCCAGUUCUGCGCAAUGUACAGGAACUUCGGCUGCUGCGACUCAGCGAAGGACCAGGAAUUGAUGGCAAAAUUCUAUAAGAUCACGGACAAUUUCGACAAUUAUGGAUAUGCCAACUGUGCUGGGUACGUGCAGGACCUUCUCUGCCAGGAAUGCUCUCCAUAUGCAGCUCACCUCUUUGAUGCAGAGGACCCCAGUACCCCCAUCAGAACCCUCCCUGGCCUCUGCCCUGACUACUGCUCUCAGUUCUGGCUCAAAUGCCGUUCCACCAUCACCUUGCUCUCUGACGACCUGCAGCUAGCCCAAGCCGAGACGGACCAGGUCCAUUUCUGCCAGCACCUGGAGCUGGAGGACCCAGACUACUGCUACCCACACCUCCUCAGCAAUGAGCAGCUGACGCAGAACCUGGGCCACGUCCGGGCUGACCCCGAGGGCUGCCUGCAGCUCUGUCUGGAGGAAGUAGCCAACGGGCUGCGGAACCCCCUGGCCAUGGUGCACGCCAACGAUGGCACGCACCGCUUCUUUAUAGCCGAACAGGUGGGCCUGGUGUGGACGUACCUGCCUGACCGCUCCAAGCUGGAGAAGCCCUUCUUGAACAUCACCAAGGCUGUUCUGACGUCACCUUGGGAGGGGGAUGAGAGGGGCUUCCUCGGCCUGACCUUUCACCCCAACUAUAAGUACAAUGGGAAGCUGUAUGUGUACUACUCCGUGGAGAUCGGCCUCGACGAGAGGAUCAGGGUCAGCGAGUUCCGCGUCUCCCCCGGCGACAUGAACGUGGUGGACCACGCAUCUGAGAGGAUCAUUCUGGAGGUUGAUGAGCCUGCUUCCAAUCACAACGGAGGAAUGGUGAUGUUUGCUGAUGACGGUUACCUGUACAUAUUCACUGGAGACGGGGGCAUGGCUGGAGACCCCUUUGGGAAAUAUGGAAACGCUCAGAACAAGUCAGCCCUGUUAGGCAAAGUGCUCCGUAUCAAUGUCGAUGACAAUGAUAGGGGUCCCCUGUACAGGAUCCCUUCUGACAACCCGUUUGUGCAUGAGCGCGGGGCGCGCCCUGAGGUCUACGCUUACGGGGUGCGCAACAUGUGGAGGUGUUCUGUGGACCGUGGGGACCCUCUGACGAAGGAGGGGAAGGGCCGUAUCUUCUGCGGGGACGUGGGCCAGAAUAAGUUUGAGGAGAUCGACAUCAUAGAGAAGGGAAGGAACUACGGCUGGAGGGCCAAAGAGGGCUUCUCCUGUUAUGACAAGAAGCUGUGCGCCAACAGCUCUCUAGAUGAUGUACUCCCCAUUUAUGCCUACCCUCACAAGAUGGGCAAGUCUGUGACUGGCGGAUAUGUGUACAGAGGGUGUGAAUACCCCAAUCUGAACGGCAUGUACAUAUUUGGAGACUUCAUGAGCGGGCGUAUGAUGAGCCUCCAGGAGAAUAAGAACACGGGUCAGUGGAACUACCAUGAGAUCUGUAUGGGCAUUGGUUUGACCUGUGCCUUUCCUGGCCUCAUAAACAACUACUACCAGUACAUCAUCUCAUUCGCUGAGGACGAGGCAGGAGAACUGUACUUCAUGUCGACUGGAGUGCCCAGUGCCACAUCUCCCACCGGUGUUGUUUACAAACUGGUGGAUCCCUCAAGACGGGCACCGCCAAGACAAUGUCACUAUGACCCACUGCCUGUCAGAGUGAAGAGCAAGCUCAUCAAGUUCAGGCCAAAAGAAACAUUAACAGGAGUUGAGCUACCGACCAAGCAUCAAAAGCUCUCCCCGCCAGAAGAGCCCGUCAGACCCCAUCCCACUGAGUCCGCAGUAAUCGAGUCCGACAAGGACUGGCUUCAGGAGCUCAUGGACAUUCUGAAGGAGCAAGAGGCUGCCGUCGUCACCACCACACUGCCUCAAACUACAACCACAACCAAACCACCCAGGCACACACGACGGAAAAACCGACGAAAGAAGGGCAAGCACCGGUCGGAGAGCGGGUUGGCGCCGGCAGCCGCGCCUCAGAGCGGGGCGGUGAGACUGGCGGGGGAUGAGCAGGGGCGGGACGACCGGGGGAGGGUGGAGAUCUUCGCCAACGGGGAGUGGGGUACGGUGUGCGACGACCUGUGGAAUAUGAAAAACGCGGCAGUGGUCUGUCGACAGCUGGGGUUCCGAUUCACCCUGAAGGCAUCCAAGCACUCUGAGUUUGGAGAAGGGAAGAGUCUCCGGAUUCUUCUGGAUGAUGUGCAGUGUGAGGGCACAGAGGAGAGCCUGCUGGACUGUCAACACACAGGCGUAGGUAUGCAUAACUGUGCCCAUUACGAGGACGCAGGGGUGAUAUGCGGGAACUCAGACUACGUUGAGGCCUAGAAAUGAUAGUCGAUUGAGAGGUGAUUGAAUUUAUUUGUGACUAUGGCCUAAGUGAUUGUAACUAAAACCAAGGAAUAUUGCUGUCUAACUUUUGUCUAAUUGUUGUCGAUGUUGGCACUUAUAGGUCUACCUCUUUUCAUUAAGGUAAUGUAAUGCUGAUUUAAUUGCUGUGUUAAAGUCUUAAAGGUUUUAUAUUUAAAAUGUAAGACUUUGUUAAUGUAAGACAAUGCUUUCUCUAAAGGAAAUUAAUCUAAAACAGUAAAUUAAUGAAUAUACUAUAUAAGGAGAAUGAAUACCAGGUUAUUUAAUAUUCUCUCAUGAUCACAUACUGAAAUAAAUGUUCCAUACAGA
Messenger RNA from Salvelinus fontinalis (brook trout), 3121 nucleotides. RefSeq names its product HHIP-like protein 1. Gene Ontology annotation, cellular component: membrane. Bases 296 to 2770 code for a protein of 824 amino acids. Lineage: Eukaryota; Metazoa; Chordata; Actinopteri; Salmoniformes; Salmonidae. The record is from RefSeq and is a predicted model, not a curated record. The transcript has 11 exons.